This is a messenger RNA of Trametes versicolor FP-101664 SS1, 279 nucleotides long. RefSeq lists its product as uncharacterized. Bases 1 to 279 code for a protein of 92 amino acids. The transcript has 2 exons. NCBI's taxonomy places the organism in Eukaryota, Fungi, Basidiomycota, Agaricomycetes, Polyporales, Polyporaceae. The record is from RefSeq and is a predicted model, not a curated record.
AUGGUGGUGAGGACUGCGAUGCUCGGCAACUUGAAGAACCCUCCAGAGCCUUGGGCGGACGUCAUCCGCACGCACUACCGACUCAAAGCGAACUCCAUCAAGGCCCAACUGGACAAGUGGCUGGCCGACGACGAUGGCGUUGUCACUGUCGGGGACGGCGCGUUCCACCAGAAGGCCGUCGCAUCAGGCAGUUCGAACGGCCUGGCCGAGGAUGUUGCGGAGCUGAAGGCGUUGCUCACGAAGCUACAAACGGGCGAGUAUCCCGCUACAUCUUCUUAG